CAGAUUAUUUGAUCGAUAUUUUUUUCUCAUUUUCUCAUAAAUAUAUUUUCUUAUAUUACCUCCUAGUAAGAAGUAAUAUGUGCUAGUGCUAUAUAUGAAGCGCACCACAGAUUGUGCGGUGGCGGCCAGAGCAAAGGCGAUCACGGCAAUGUCGUCGAGCCCAUCGCUGAUCUGCUGCUCCAUGUCGCUCGGCCUGCUCUCUCUGCUGCUGCUUCUCUUCUCGGCCUGUUACACCGCCCCCACCUACGCCACGGACUGCGACCCCGCGGACCGCGCCGCGCUGCUGCGGGUGAAGGCGCAGCUCGGCGACCCGGCGCAGCUCUCCUCAUGGCUGCCGUCCACUAACUGCUGCGCGUGGGACCCGGCAGUGUUCUGCAACGCGGCGGGCCGUGUGACGGGGCUGGCCCUCUACGCCCUGCCCGACGUCUCGGCGCGAGUCCCGCCGGCGCUCGGCGACCUCGCGGCACUCGAGAUCCUCCAGGUGGACUCUGUGCCGGGCCUGGCGGGCCCCGUCCCGGCCUCCUUCGCCAACCUCACGCGCCUCCUCGACCUCGACAUCAACGGCACCUCCAUCUCCGGGCCCAUCCCGGGCUGCCUCCUCGCCGCUGCCGUCAACCUGAGGACGCUCGUCAUCGCCAACAGCAAGCUGGCCGGGCCCAUCCCGUCGUCCCUGGCCGCACUCCCCGGCCUCCGGUACCUGGACCUCAGCGGCAACAUGCUGAGCGGCGCCAUCCCGCCGGAGCUGCUGCACGGGAGCUCCAGGUUCCUGAUCCUGUCCAACAACCGGCUCACGGGGGAGAUACCCGGAGAGUACGGUGACGGCGACGUCGACACCAUCGACCUCUCGCACAACCAGCUCACCGGUGACCCCUCGUCGUUCCUGUUCGGCAUCACGAAGCCGGCGGUCAAGAUCGACCUGUCGUGGAACCAGCUCGAGUUCGACCUGACGGAGGUCAGGUUCCCGCACCACCUCAGGUUCCUGGACCUGAGCCACAACAGGGUCAGGGGCAGAGUGGCCAAGUCGCUGAUGGACGUGAGGCUGGAUCACUUCGACGUCAGCUAUAACGAGCUCUGCGGCGAGCUCCCGGCGGGAAGGUUCAUGUCCAUGCACGAGGCAGAGUGCUACGCGCACAACAAGUGCCUGUGCGGCACGCCGCUCCCUCCGUGCAACUGAAUCACUGCACUGGUUCAGGCUGUGCAAUGAUCACUGGUUUAAUCUUGUGCGAACAAGUUGUUAGUUGUACCAGAACAGCGAAUCAGUUGGUCGGGUAUCCACGCUCAAUGUUGGCUUUGGUAUCGGAUAAUCUCUCUUGAUCUGCACUUGUUUCAAUUAGAUUAGCUAUAACAUACGUGCAGGGACGUAAACGGUCGAGAAAAC
Molecule: messenger RNA, 1378 nt
Organism: Zea mays
Lineage: Eukaryota; Viridiplantae; Streptophyta; Magnoliopsida; Poales; Poaceae
Product: polygalacturonase inhibitor 1
Exons: 1
Coding region: 95-1174 (359 amino acids)
Molecular function (GO): protein binding
Source: RefSeq, marked validated